AUGGCGAAUCGGACACUUACAGACCUUCCUCCGCUUCCGCCCUACACCUUAGCCCCUCGUCCACCCUUGAUCUCCGGUGUAUCUGAUGCCGUCCUACAACUACUGGCUCCCGUCGUGGCCUACUGGGUAGUCUCCCUUUUCUUCCACGCUCUUGAUACAUACGAUCUGUGCUCGCAGUACAGGCUGCACACUCCUGCAGAAGUGCUCAAACGCAACCAUGUCACUAGACACGAGGUGGUCAGAGAUGUGAUUAUACAACAAGUGAUCCAGACUGCAUUUGGAUUGCUGUUGGCUUCCUUCGAUCCCAUGGAAACUUGUGGCAAAGAAGAAUACGACAUUGCAGUCUGGGCGCAACGUCUGCGACUGGCAGAAAGGUAUAUUCCGAAAUUGUUUGCGGUCGUUGGCAUCGACGCCAUAUCAUUUGCGCAAAAGGCGUUCAAGAAUUACCCUCAGUUGGCUGGUGCCGUGUCUGGAGGUGUUUAUUCAACGCGAUCGUUUGCGGCCUGGGAGAUUUCAGCGGCGACGCUGAUCUACUGGGUUGCCAUCCCGUUUGCGCAGUUCUUGGUGGCAAUCCUCAUCGUCGACACGUGGCAAUAUUUCCUCCACCGAGCCAUGCACAUGAACAAAUUCUUGUACACUACCCUCCACUCGCGGCAUCACCGCUUGUACGUCCCCUAUGCAUUCGGGGCUCUCUACAACCACCCCUUGGAAGGCUUGCUGCUUGACACAUUGGGCACCGGACUAGCGUACAUUGCUACCAGGAUGACCUUACGGCAAGGCCUUUGGUUCUUCACCUGCUCGACGAUCAAGACUGUCGACGACCACUGCGGAUACGCUUUCCCAUGGGAUCCACUCCAACAUCUCACAUCCAAUAAUGCCGCCUAUCAUGAUGUGCACCAUCAGAGCUGGGGCAUCAAGACUAAUUUCUCCCAGCCUUUCUUCACCUUCUGGGAUCGUCUCCUCGGGACAGCUUGGAGUGGUGGCGAUGUUUCCGCCCGCUACAUGCGGGACAGGAUUGCCGCACAGAAGAAAGUUGAUGCCGACACUGCCGCAGACGCGUCGAUUGUUAAUUCUCCCACGAUCGACCUAGAUAAGGCGAAGCAGCAAGCUAGCUCGAGUCAAAGGCAGGUCCUUGAUGACAAGGCGAAUGGCGGCAUUCAAAUUCUUCAAGAAGAAGCAAAAGCAGAACAAGAGAUGAGGCAAACCCUGAGGCGCAGCACGAGGCGCAAGAGUGGGUUUGAUGCCAUGUUGAUUUCCGAUCGCGUUUCAGGACGUUUGCACAACAGAAGUCCUACGAUUUUACAUGCAGACGGAGUACACUGA
Molecule: messenger RNA, 1323 nt
Organism: Capronia epimyces CBS 606.96
Lineage: Eukaryota; Fungi; Ascomycota; Eurotiomycetes; Chaetothyriales; Herpotrichiellaceae
Product: C4-hydroxylase
Exons: 1
Coding region: 1-1323 (440 amino acids)
Biological process (GO): lipid biosynthetic process
Molecular function (GO): iron ion binding; oxidoreductase activity
Source: RefSeq, a predicted model, not a curated record